Molecule: messenger RNA, 1167 nt
Organism: Saxophila tyrrhenica
Lineage: Eukaryota; Fungi; Ascomycota; Dothideomycetes; Mycosphaerellales; Extremaceae
Exons: 1
Coding region: 1-1167 (388 amino acids)
Source: RefSeq, a predicted model, not a curated record
AUGUGGCUGCCGGACAUAUCGAAGGCGCCAUUGUGGAAGGCAGAAGCAAAGCUGGAAAAAAGCUACAGCAAGACGUUCGGUUCCCGAACGCUUCCAGAUGGCACACAGCAGCCGCAGUCAUCGUCAGAUCUCCUCUUCCUGGCCUCCUGCACCAAACUUCUCACUGCCGUUGCUGUCCUGCAAUGCGUCGACAAAGGUCUGCUCUCACUGGACGCAGACCUACGACCAACCUACUUCAAGGACCAGAAAGUCCUCACCAGCUUCGAAGAAGGCGGCUCGCCAACCUACGAGGACAUCAAGAAGCCUCUCACGCUCCGCCACCUCCUCACCCACUCCAGCGGUCUGGCCUACCACUUCCUCAACCCGACCAUCAACCGCUGGAUCGAAGCCAACCCCAUUCCGAGCGAUUCAUCUGGCCUCACAGUACCGACCCGCUACCACCACCCCCUCGCCUUUCAACCCGGCGAAGGUUGGGUCUAUGGCGUCGGACUUGACUGGGCUGGCCACAUCUUGGAACAAACCACCAACACCAAGCUCGACGCCUACAUCCGCACGCACAUCCUCAAACCCCUCGGUAUCCCCGAGACAGACCUCUCUUUCUCCCCCGUCGCCGAAGGCCUGGGCGAUCGCAUGGUCGAUCUCAACCCCAAGGACCCGGACGGCGAAGGGCUGAGCGUCAGUAACGGAAUGCGGUUCAAAAUUCCUGGAGAUCCGUCCUGCUAUGGUGGUCAAGGUGGUUAUGCUACUGGUUCCGCAUAUGCGGCAGUCUUGCAUAGUUUGCUGCUCAACGAUGGCAAGAUCCUCACUCCAGGAAGCGUGACGGAGAUGCUGACGCCGCAGCUCGAGCCCGGCGCAAAGGCAGCUUUAGCAGCGACGAUGCAGACGCCAUUCGCUGGCAUCGUCGGCGUCGAUGGCUCAAGCGGGAGCUGGGACUAUGGACUCAGCGGCCUACUUACCACGGAAGCCUCGGAUGUGAACGGGCUGGGUAAGGGUGCGAUGACCUGGGGAGGUGGGAUGAAUAGUUGCUGGGUCCUGGACCCGGAGAGGGGUGUCUGUGGAUUCGUGGCACCGCAAAUGGGUUUGCCGGCGGAUGUUGGGAAGGCGAGGGAGUUGAAGUGGGUGUUUCGGUCGGAGUUGAGGGGAGUAUUGGAGGGCAGGGAGGCUUGA